This is a messenger RNA of Andrographis paniculata, 2583 nucleotides long. Its product is annotated as zinc finger BED domain-containing protein RICESLEEPER 2-like. The transcript has 5 exons. The coding region runs from base 189 to 2240 and encodes 683 amino acids. Gene Ontology annotation, molecular function: DNA binding; protein dimerization activity. The record is from RefSeq and is a predicted model, not a curated record. NCBI's taxonomy places the organism in Eukaryota, Viridiplantae, Streptophyta, Magnoliopsida, Lamiales, Acanthaceae.
GUAAACUGAACAACAACUGUCCAUAUUCCUUUUCCACCGCUGCAAGCCUGCAACUGCUGCCAGACCUCCACGCCGUCCAGGGUUUUGCAAUCUUCUUCACAGAGACCCACUACUUUUCUUUUUCCUUCUUCUGUCUUCAUCGCCUCUUCUUUUUUAUUGCUACCGGUGGAAUUUGGAAAAAUAAGGAUAUGGCUUCGAUGGAUGAAACAAAUAUUUUUGAUCUUCUAUCUGAUACACACAAUAGUAUAUCAGUGGAUUCCCUUUCAAGCCAACCUGUGGAUGAUAACAGAAAUGAAGACGAAAGGAAUUCAAAUCAAGCAAAUGAAGGUGCCAAUAGGAAAAAAAGGAAAAAAACUUCAAUUGUGUGGAAUGACUUUGAUGAAAUUCAAGUUGCUGAAGGUGUUAAGAAAGCUAUUUGCAAAUACUGUAAAAAUGCAUUUGCUACUGGGGGAAGAGGUGCGAGCACAAGCCAUCUAAAGAGACAUUCAGAAGGGUGUUUGCAGAGGACAGUACAAAUGGCUUCACAAAAGAAACAAUGUGUCAUUCCUUUUAAGCCAUCCAAUUCAAGUAAUCCGUUUAUAAGUCCGGGGUUUAGAUUUUCUAAUGAAAAGAUGAGGGAAGUCAUUGCCACUUCUAUUAUGGUACAUGAGUAUCCUUUUAGCAUUGUAGAAGACGAUGCUUUUAUAUGGUCAUUUCAGUAUGCGAACCCUGAAUUUCAGAAAGUUUCUCGUAAGACGAUACGAAGUGAUUGCAUAGCAAUAUAUGAAGCAGAAAGAAAAGCAUUGAAGGAAUUAUUAAAGAGUGUGAGCAAGAUUAGCUUGACAACAGAUAUGUGGAAAUCCAGUCAUCAAGUGAUUGAAUAUAUGGUAAUCACUGGUCAUUUUAUAGAUUCUGGGUGGAAGCUUCAGAAAAGGAUUUUAAGCUUUGUCAAGGUGCCUGCUCCAAGGCGAGGAAUUGAUGUAGCCAAUGCCAUUUUCAAAUGUUUGAAGGCUUGGGGGAUCGAAGAUAAAGUGUUCUCAAUAUCAGUUGACAAUGCUUCAUAUAAUGACUCGUGCUUGAGGUAUCUAAAAGACUACAUAUCACGCAGCACCAAGCUUGUCCUCGAUGGAGCUCUAUUUCAUGUUAGAUGUUGUGCACACAUAUUGAAUCUUUUGGUGCAAGAUGGGCUUAGUCGAAUCAAAGAUAUCAUCCAUAAUGUUCGUGAAAGUGUGAAGUAUGUAAACUUCAAUGAUUCAAGAUUGAAGAGUUUUGGUGAAGUAGUUGAACAAAAGCAUCUAAAAGAAAGGAAGUUGAUAAUUGAUUGUCCAACAAGGUGGAAUUCUACAUAUCACAUGUUAGCCGCUGCUUUAAAAUUCAAGAUUGUCUUCUCAGAAUACCAAGAAAGAGAACCUCAUUAUACAUUUGCACCUUCAAAUGAAGAUUGGGAGAAAGUCGAGAAAGUUUGUAAACUUUUAGAGGUUUUCAACUUAGCUACCAAUUUAAUAUCUGGAAGUGAAUAUCCUACUGCCAACUUGUAUCUUUCAGAGGUCUGGAAAGUGAAGCAAGUAAUUGAUGAUGCGACAAAGGAUGAUGAUCUUUUUAUGAUACAAAUGGCAACGCAAAUGAAAGAAAAGUUUGAUAAAUAUUGGGGUGAGUGCAAUCUAUUGAUGGCUGUUGCAAAUGUAUUGGAUCCGAGAGUUAAAUUUCAUGGUGUUGAAAUAUGUUUUCCAAUGAUAUACAAGUCUGAAGAAGUUGCUGCCGAGUAUGUGAACAAAGUGCGUGCUUCACUGCAACAACUAUAUAAUGAUUAUGUGGCCUUAAGUGUUGAAGAAUCAUCCUCAAGUCAGUGCAAUAUGGCUAACAUCUCCUCUGCCACCACCCAAUCUGAAUCUGCGAUAGUUAUUGGGUUUGAUCAAAUUAUGAGUCUUGUAAGAGCAAAAGAAGCAAUUCCUGUAUCAAAAUCUGAAUUGGAUGCCUAUCUCGAGGACAGUGUUUAUAUUCCUGAUGGAAAUAUGUCUUCAUUUUGUGCCUUGGAGUGGUGGAGGAACAACAACAUGAAAUAUAAAGUUUUAUCGAAGAUGGCUGCUGAUGUACUUGCGAUUCCAAUAUCAACGGUAGCUUCAGAGUCUACAUUUAGUGCUGGAGGUAGAAUUAUAGAUGAAUAUCGUUCAAGAUUGAAUGAAGAAUCUAUUGAGACACUAAUUUGUGGAGGAGAUUGGCUUCGACAUAAAUACAACUUGAAAAAAAAAGAAGGUGAAUGAGUCUUUGAAGGAGAUAAGCUUAUAGAUUAAAGAAGUUCUUUAAUACUUUGGUUGCGGAGUGGAAAUGCUAAUGUCCAGAAGAUAUUAUUGAUCUAUUUGCUAUUUUUCUCUUGAAACUUUUAUUGUAUUGAUUUAAUGGUUUCAGAAACUUUGGGGGAAUUUGCAAUUCUUGUGGCUUGUGGCCUGUGGGUGACGUGAACUUGAAAAACUAUGUUAUUAAUUUCUAAAUAUUUUUGUCGAAUUUUUUAAUAUUGCUUCUGAGUUAGCGUUGCUUAUUUCUUUGUUAGAACAAUCAGCUUAAUGACAAUAGAUUGAUGUAAACUGUUUUUUUUUUUUUUAAUGU